Messenger RNA from Sapajus apella (tufted capuchin), 6477 nucleotides. RefSeq names its product family with sequence similarity 184 member B (gene FAM184B). NCBI's taxonomy places the organism in Eukaryota, Metazoa, Chordata, Mammalia, Primates, Cebidae. The coding region runs from base 323 to 3562 and encodes 1079 amino acids. The transcript has 18 exons. The record is from RefSeq and is a predicted model, not a curated record.
AAACCAGCACUGGCUGGUGAGCUGCAGGCGGAUCGCCAGCGACACGUGCGGGGUGCCGGCGCCUCGCCGCAGGGUGCGGGUGCCCGCGGAGCCAGCCAGCCGGAGAGCCAGCGGGAGAGGAGAAAGGGUGGGCUUGCGGGUGGGCCCGGGAGGCGGAGACCUCCGGGAAGCGGGGGCCAAGCAGCUGUGCAGGCGGGGGGACUGCAGUGCCACCUCUCCCGAGAAAGCCCACAUUCUCGCACGCCCGCGCGCGCACGCACGUGCACACUUUGGGCAGGGAGAACACGAGCGAGAGUCUUUGAGCGCUGGGCGCGUUUUAGUAAUGGCUUCUGCUCUCAACAGCAAAAUAAACCCGCCCGGGACUUGCCUGGAAUCCAAAGCCGACGCCCGCGGUGGCGCUGGCUGGAGAAUGGACUGUGAUCCCGAGAUGCACGUGAAAAUGUGCAAGAAGAUCGCCCAGCUCACCAAGGUGAUUUAUGCCCUGAACACCCGCCAGGAUGAGGCGGAGGCCAGCAUGGAGGCGCUACGGGAGGCACACCAGGAGGAGCUCCAGAAUGCCAUGGCAGAGACCAAGGCCAGGGUCCUGCAGGAACAGGGCUGCGUGGAGGAGGAGGCCCUUCUCCAACGCAUCCAGGCCCUGGAGAGCGCCCUGGAGCUGCAGAAGAGGCUGACACAGGAGGCUCUGGCUGAGUCGGCCUCGUGCAGGCUGGAGACCAAGGAGAGAGAGCUGAGAGUGGAGGCAGAGCACGCCGAGCGGGUCCUCACGCUCUCCAGGGAAAUGCUGGAGCUCAAGGCUGACUACGAGAGGAGGCUCCAGCACCUGACGAGCCACGAGGCUCCCCCGAGGGGCCGGCUGCCCCAGGAAAGCCCUGACACCAAGUCAGAGCCAGGCCAGGGCCCGGAGAUGCAGGAGGUCCUGCUAGAGGUGCAGCGGCUGCGAGUGGAGAACCAGCAGCUGAGCAAGGACUACGCGCGCAAGGCCGAGGAGCUGCAGGCCACCUACGAGCGGGAAAACGAGGCCAUCCGGCAGGCCAUGCAGCAGUCGGUGAGCCAGGCCCUGUGGCAGUGGCAGGAGAAGGAGUCGGACCUCCGCAAGAACUUCCAGGUCCAGGAGUCCGCCCUGCAGGCUCAGGUCCGGAAGCUGGAAGGAGACCUGGAGCACAGAGGCCGCAAGAUCAGUGACCUGAAGAAGUACGCCCAGAAGCUGAAGGAGAGGAUUCAGGACCUGGAUGUGCAGCUCAAGGAGGCUCGACAGGAGAAUUCAGAGUUGAAAAACACUGCAAAAAAACUUGGGGAGAAGCUGGCUGCUGCCAAAGACAGAAUGAUGCUGCGGGAGUGCCAUGGGACGCAGAAGACAGAUGACAUGAAGACUGAGCUAGUUUCAGAGAAUGAAGUCCUGGGGGAAGAGAAUGACUUGGAAACCCGCAAUCUUCAUCCUCAGCAGGAUCAAAGCCAUCCCAAGGAGUGUCCUUGCAUGAAAGGAAGCACAGACACACAGACCAAGAAAGAGGCAAGUGUUGAGACAGGAUAUAUGAAGCAGCAAUAUGAAGAAGACCUCCGUAAAAUCAAACAUCAGACAGAAGAGGAGAAGAAGCAUCUCAAAGACCAGCUGGUGAAGCGGCUGGAAGACUUGGUAAAGAAUCACACCAUGGAAAUCAAAUCAGUUCGCUCGUCCGUGGAGGCUGAAAGAAAGAAACUGCAGAAGGCUUCCCCAAAUGAAACUUCAGUUUCAAGGUUGUCUUUUCCAACCCCUAACUUUUGGGUGCUACAGAGGGCCCCUGGAGCAUCCAAAAGAAAGGAAGUAGAAGCACAGUUGGAGGAAGUGAGGAAGAAAUCAGAAAAGGAGAUAAAGCAGCUGGAAGAAGAGAAAGCCGCCCUCAAUGUGAAGCUCCAGAAUUCUCUGCUCGAGGUUUUGAGGCUGGAAGAAUUUAUCCAACAAAAUAAGGCGCGCCCCACAAAGGCUGAGGAGAGGCCCCAGGAAUUAGGCUGCCAGCGCUGCAGCAUUCUGGAGACACAGGAUCCAUGCUUGAAGCUGAAUGAAACUUCGCCGAGAGGGGAGGAGUAUCAAGAUAAGUUAGAAACUGAAGAAGGAACCAGCAGUGAUGAAGAAGAAAGGAUCAAAGUGUCCCUCAAGGAGGGAAGUGACCCGCAACCUCCACUGGACUCUUUGUUGAAGGAGAACACAUCCGAAAUCCAGCAUCUACAGGAGGACUGGCAAAUCCAGAAGGCCAAACUGCAAGCCCAGGUCUUGCAGAUGCAGCAGGCUCUGGAGCAGUGUGCCAGCAACUACAGGGAGGACCUGCAGGCGCUCAAGCAGCUCUCGGACCUCGAGAGGGAGAAGCUGCAGCGUGAGCUCCAGGAGAGCACUCAGCAGAACCAGGCCGUGAAAGCCCAACUCGAGGCGUCCCACCAGAGAGCCCUGCGCAUGCUGGAGAAGGCCAGACAUCAGGAACUCAAGGCCACAGAGGAACGCUUGAAGAAGGAAUCCAGCCACAGCCUCCAGAUCCAACACCAGGCGCACCGGCUGGAGCUCCAGGCCUUGGAGGAAAAGGCCAGGCAAGAGCUGCAGGAGGAGCGUGAGAGGAUGCAGGCCCAGCAGGCCCUGCUGCUAGAGUCCCUCAGGCAGGAGCUGUCAGAGCAGCAAGCUGCCUGCUCUGGGCACCAGAAGGAUUUGGAGGCACUGCAGGCUGAGCUGAAGGAUCUGGGCCGACGUCAAGCCAGCAGCCAGUGUCCAGGGGACAGCGAGGACCACACCAUUGCCACAGAGGUACGGGGUGGCCCGGGCCAGGCCGGCUUCCCACCGGGCGCUGCUGGGCAGGGUCCCGGCGAGGGAUGCAGGCUCUGGGAGGAGAACGCGCAGCUCCAGGACGCGGUGCGGCGGCUGCGCGCGGAGGUGGAGCAGCAUCAGCAGGAGGCGCAGCAGCUCCGUGACCAGCGCAGGUUGCUGGAGGAGAAUCAGCAAGCCCAGCGGGCCAGGGAGGUGGAGACGCUCCGCCAGGAACACCGGAAGGAGAUGCAGGCCAUGGUGGCAGAUUUCAGUAGUGCUCAGGCCCAGCUCCAGGCCCGGCUGGCUGCCCUGGAAGCCGAACUGAAAGAUUCUGGAGAGAAGCCAGGGAAGGGAGCGUCCAGGCCCGAGGACCUUCAGCUCAUAGGCCGCCUGCAGACCCGGCUGAAGGAGAGAGAGGACAUCAUCAGGCAGCUCACGGAAGAGAGAAGAUUUCACUACACAGCAUUCCCCAGUGCAAUGUCCCACCGGAAUCGAUCUUUUUCUUUCAAUCCUCACCCGGGAUAUUUGACUCCUUCCAUGAAGAAGAAGAAGAUGGAGGACGUGCCCAGCCGCGUGGUCAGCGUGCCAAACCUUGCCUCCUACGCAAAGAACUUCCUGAGUGGCGAUCUCAGCUCCAGGAUUAAUGCCCCUCCAAUAACUAAAUCACCCAGCUUGGACCCAAGCCCCAGCUGUGGCCGGCCCUACAAACCCAACCAGUCUCUGGAUGCAAAAACUGCCACAAGGUUCUGGGGGUUGUUGGGGACAGAGGCCCUGAUUCUGUUUCCCCAUAGAUAAAAGGGAAAUUAGGAUUCUUUCUGGCACCUGCUAAGUACUUGGCAUUUGGGUGAUAUAAAGAGUAGCAAAACAAGCCCUGCCUGAAAAAUGAUAAUUUGGCCAAAAGGAAAGACUGUGUAAGAGAAGAGAAUUAUGUCAUUUGGAAGGGGUACUAUUCCCGGUACCGAAUUCCAGAAGGCCCUUUUUCAUGCAUGAUUAGACAAGGGACACUGAAUCACUUAGCUGAAAACUUCAGAAUGGGUUACACAAAAGGUAGACCCCAUCUGGCCUGGAGGUCUGAAUUCAAAUCACACUCCUCCUCAUUCUUAGCUGUGUGGCCUUGGACAGGUCACUUGACCUCUCCAGGUUACCAUAUCCUUGCCUCUAAAAUGAAGACAAUAUAGCAUCUAUCUCAUCAGACUAAUGUGAGACUAAAGGCAUUAAUCCAUAGGACAUACUUAGCACAGGAAUUGGCACAGAAAUCUUUAAUAUAGUUUCAGUAUUAUUACUAAUAUUAUUCCUCAAGAUUUACUGUAUCCCCUUGCAAUUCUAAACUCUCUUAAUCAGGCCGGGCACGGUGGCUGACACCUGUAAUCCCAGCACUCCGGGAGGCCGAGGUGGGUAGAUCACCUAAGGUCAGAUUUUUGAGACCAGCCUGGCCAACAUGGCAAACUCAUCUCUACAAAAACUACAAAAAUUAGCUGGGUGUGGUGGUCUGCGCCUGUAAUUCCAGCUAACUGGGAGGCUGAGGAACAUUGAUCACUUGAACCCAGGAGCCUGGAGGUUGCAGUGAGCCAAGACCAUGCCAGUGCACUCUAGCGUGGGCAACAGAGGGAGACUCUGUCUCAAAAAAAAAAAAUAAAAAUAAAGUCCCUUAAUCUUUAAGUUUGGUUAAUCCUGCAUAAUUAUCAGAGCUAUAAUCACUAAGUCUCAAAGGAACAACAGAGAAAUAAACAAUGGUGAAUCUUCUGUUUUCAAAAUGGGAAUUAGACACUCCCUCCCCAGCCCCAUCCUUUUCAACUUGCUUCCCAUUACUAAUGUUGGCUGGUCCCAUUCGGGUAUUUCUGAAGAGUAAAUAAGCAGUUAUCUUUCUCUGAAACUAUGGUGGGUAUUAAGUUGUUUAUUGCAUAUUUAAACCAUAUAAAAAACAUUUUCUUGUUUUUAGGACACCAGACGGUGAAACGGAUCAACCAAAAGAAGCACAGCAGAAACAGGGCUCUCCGCACCAGGAAUGGUUUACCAAGUACUUUUCUUUCUAAGCUAAUCUUUCGGAUACAUCACAAAGAGGAUACCUGAAAAACAUUUCUUUUAAAUCAUCUGAUUGAAGGAAUGAACUAAAACCAACCAACCAAAUAAUAUGCUUGUAAUAUGAUUUAUAUAUGAUAGCUAAAACAAAUUUUGGCAUUAACAUUUCAUACUGUUCUGCCAGGCACCGUGGCUCAUGCCUGUAAUCCCAGCACUUUGGGAGGCUGAGGCAGACAGAUCGCUUGAGUCCAGGAAUUUGAGACCAGCCUGGGUAAUAUGGUGAAACCCAGUCUCUAUAAAAUAUACAAAAAUUAGCCAGGCAUGGUGGCAUGUGCUUGUGGUCCCAGGUACUUGGGGGGCUGAGGUGGGAGGAUUACUUGAACCUGGGAAGAAGAGGUUGCAGUGAGCCAAGAUGGAACUCCUGCACUCCAACCAACCUGGGUGACAGAGGGAGACCCUGUCUCAAAAAAAAGAAAAAAUAAUAAUAUUUUUCCAUGGUGACAGUUCAUGACAAAUAUCUUGACAUUGAACAAACCAGUGUUAUUAAAAAGCAUCUACAGGGAAAUGUUAUUUGCAUUACUAAUGACCUAUAUUGUAUUUCUAGUGUCUAAAACAUCAUACUCCAUUUUGUGGAAUAUCAGACUUUGUGACUUCCAUGAUCUACUUUAAAAGUGGUUUAACUGUCCUUAGGAUGCUAGUCAACUCACGGAUGAGUUUUUUCUAUGUAAAAUGAUACAAUUCCAAAAUGCACAUCUAACCUCAAGAGGAAGAUGAAUAAAAGUUCAAAAUAAACAGGAAAGCCAACUAAAAAGAAAACAAACCAAACCUACCAGAAAUGGAUGGCAGCAUGCUUGGAUUGAAUUUUUCACUUGCUUGGUCUAAGACAAGCAGCAGAUUAUAUAUAGAUGGGAUAACACCUACCUCUAAAAGGGCUUUGAAAGGAUUAUGCAAGAUAAUUUAACAUGAAUUGGAAUUAAGCACCACAGGUUUUUCUGUAAAUAACCAAGCCCAGCCCAGUUAUAGGUCUCAAUUUAAUGACUGCAGUGUCAACCUGAUCAUUUGUGAAGGCCUCUAGACGAUCUGGUAUUUGAAGUCAAAGAUCUUCUAGACUGGGCACCUGGCUCAUGCUUGUAAUCCCAACACCUUGGGAGGCCGAGAUGGGAGGAGAACUUGAGGCCAGGAAUUUGAGACCAGCCUGGGCAACACAGCAAGACCUCCAUCUCUACAAAAAGAAUUAGCCAGGCACAGUGAUGGGCGCCUGUCGUCCCAGCUGCUUAGGAGGCUGAAGCAGGAGAAUAGUAUGAGCCCAAGAGUUCGAGAUCAGCCUGGGCAACACAGUGAGACCCCAUCUCUACAGAUAAAAACAAACAACAACAAACUCCCAAACCUCUGGUCUUUGGGUUGGAGCCAUUUGUCUCAUGGUGCGUUGCUUCUUCACUGCAUGGAUUUCCAGUGGAUUAAAGGAACUGGAAUGGCUGUUCAUGGUGCUUACACUGCUCUCAGUCCACACUGUCUUGUCUUACCUUCUGACGGAGCAAUGUGAUUUGACAAGACUCAAUGCAACUUUCAGUGGGUUAAAUACUUUUUCAGUCUUUGGUGCUGGCCCAGGAAGUGGCCCACAAACCAAUGUUAAUUCUAUGCAUUGUCAAAACUUUGCUCUUUGAAUAAAACUUUGAACUGGGCAAUAAAAA